AUGCCGAGGAAAUCUUACAAGGUUAUAUCUCUCAAAAUACGGCCUAAUUUCACCACUGGAGGUGACGUCUCACACCUAUCGGUCACUUAUACCAUCCCCAGAUCCGCCCUGGCAGACCCCAAUCCUCAUCUAAACUACACAACUUGGUUUGGCAAGUUUGCCGCCCAUCCAUACUUAGAGUCCGACAUAUUUGCGACAGAUAGCAUCGGAAGGUUGCCAUUUAUAUUUGUGGAUGAAACGAGCACCCUACAACAAUGGCGUCUCGGCAGAGAUCCUGUCAGCGACUUGACCAUGAAGAUGGAGGUUCUCCCUCGCAAGGUUGAUAUUCAUACUGCUUCUGGUCCGAGGGUCGACUUGCGCUCCGAUCAGGGAGGCCUCAUUGGCACAGGUGGCUGGUUCUUGCCCCAAGUUGACCAAGACGACUUUUAUAUCCAUACUGUAGAAUGGGAUCUGUCCGAGGCGCCCGCAGGAACGCGCGCCAUCUGGACUUUUGGAGAGGGACCAUAUCGUAUCGAGCAUCUUGGCACCAUCGACACCUUUGCACGCUCUGUUUUUAUGGUCGGGAAUGUACAAAGUUCCCCUGCAAGGCCGCAAUUGCGCCCUUUACCUGGCACGUGCACUACCUAUUGGUUUGGAGACCUCCCGCCGAUUCUUCAACGCCUCAGAAGCUUCAAUACAGAUUUAUACACGCCCAUGGCAGACUUUUUCCAGGACGUGGAUAGCUCGUAUCGUAUCUUUAUUCGAACCUCUCUACAAGGCUGGGGCGGUUCUAGCUUUCUCGUCAGUUAUAUCCUCGAAUAUAGCGACUCCAUAUUAGAAGCAGCGUAUGAUGAAGUCAUGAGCCUGCUUGCACAUGAAAUGGUACACAGCUUCACGUCUUUAUGUAACGAGGACGAUGGUACAGGAAAUGAUUGGUAUUUCGAAGGUAUCGCCAAUUAUUACGCAACCUUUCUACCAUACCGCUUCGGCCUCGUCUCGCCGUCUUAUGUGACUACGAGGGUUAAUGGUAGCUUGUGCAGAUACUACACCAACCCGGAGAUUAACAUUCCUAUGAGCGAUGCGCUGAAAUAUUUCUUUACAUCCUGGUAUUCCAAAUGGAUACCAUAUGAUCGUGGAUUUGUGUAUCUCCUUUUAGUGGAUGAUCAAUUACGGCGCCUACCAGGUGAGCCAGAUUCCAAUGGCUCUGGUUUGUUCGACCGGAUAGUCGUGGAUCUCUCAGUGAGAUGGAGGCGAGGCGAAAAGGUUCAGCAAAAGGAUUGGCUGGCGAGCAUUGGGUACUUUUUACAAGACAGAGUCGAGUGUGCUGCUCAGCUGCGGGCCGUCUUGACGGGCAAACCCAGCAUCAGCCUCGCAGGCCGGCGUGUUGGAUCGACGAAGAAUAUGCUUCGCGAAACUAGACAGUACGUCCUUCAGUUUGGAUACAGCAGACCGUCGGUGACGAGUCGUGUUGUUGAGGGCGUGGUGCCUGGGUCGCAUGCAGAGCUUGCUGGGCUACGAAACGGCGAUGUGAUUUUACGAACAGGGUCUACCACCGAGGCUGCGCAGGGUUCUCUCACAAAAUACUUUGUGCUCGUUGAAAGGCAUGGAGAAGAGUUGACCGUCGAGUAUUUCCCCCGAGGAGAUUUGGAAGUGUCGUGUUGGCAAUUGGAAAGCUACAAAGAGGACUUUGUACCCGCGAGUUUUAUACGUUAG
Molecule: messenger RNA, 1692 nt
Organism: Beauveria bassiana ARSEF 2860
Lineage: Eukaryota; Fungi; Ascomycota; Sordariomycetes; Hypocreales; Cordycipitaceae
Product: peptidase M61 domain-containing protein
Exons: 2
Coding region: 1-1692 (563 amino acids)
Molecular function (GO): protein binding
Source: RefSeq, a predicted model, not a curated record